AGUCCGGUGCAGAAAAGGGUCCGUCAGGACCUUGAGCCUAGGAAUAAAAGAUCCCGGUGUUUCUUCUAGCCGCGGGGCUGGAAAGGCAAUAUCGCAGGCCGCGGGCUUUGGACGCUAAGGACCCCCGCCCCUGCUGUGGCCUGGUCUCGUAGGACCCGGCGAAGAAGGACGCUAAGAGGGGCGUUGUGGUUCUGUUUUGUUUUGUUUUACCUGAGGGGGAGCGAUGACUGCAACGUACCGGAAGCGGCACCGUGGGAAGCCCGCGGGAGCGGCGGCGACGUGUCUUCUCUGCGGCGCUAGGAGCACUUCCCCAGGGUUCUGGGCUGGGAAGGCGGCGGCUACGUGCCUCCUCACCUACCCCUGGCGGGGCCAGCAGGCUUGGCAGCGUGGGGCGGCGGCGGCGAAGACCGGGGCUGGGAGCGUUGGCGGCCGGGGUCCCAACCAUGGCCCAGUCUGUGGAGCGGCUGCAGCAGCGGGUAGAGGAGCUGGAGCGGGAACUGGCACAGGAGAGAAGUCGGCGGGCCGUGGGGGGCGGCGACGGAGGAGGGGGCCGGGUCCGCAUCGAGAAGAUGAGCCCGGAGGUGGUGGACUCCAACCCCUACAGCCGCCUGAUGGCUUUGAAACGAAUGGGAAUUGUAAGCGACUAUGAGAAAAUCCGAACCUUUGCUGUAGCAAUAGUAGGUGUUGGUGGAGUUGGUAGUGUGACUGCUGAAAUGCUGACAAGAUGUGGCAUUGGUAAGUUGCUACUCUUUGACUAUGACAAGGUGGAACUGGCCAAUAUGAAUAGACUUUUCUUCCAGCCUCAUCAAGCAGGAUUAAGUAAAGUUCAAGCAGCAGAAUAUACUUUGAGGAACAUUAAUCCUGAUGUUCUUUUUGAGGUACACAACUACAAUAUAACCACAGUAGAAAACUUUCAGCAUUUCAUGGAUAGAAUAAGUAAUGGUGGAUUAGAAGAGGGAAAACCUAUUGAUCUAGUUCUUAGCUGUGUGGACAAUUUUGAAGCUCGGAUGGCAAUAAAUACAGCUUGUAAUGAACUUGGGCAAACGUGGAUGGAGUCUGGGGUCAGUGAAAAUGCAGUUUCAGGGCAUAUACAGCUCAUAAUUCCUGGAGAAUCUGCUUGUUUUGCGUGUGCUCCACCACUUGUAGUUGCUGCAAAUAUUGAUGAAAAGACUCUAAAACGAGAAGGUGUUUGUGCAGCCAGCCUGCCUACCACUAUGGGAGUGGUUGCUGGGAUCCUAGUACAAAAUGUGUUAAAGUUUCUCUUAAAUUUUGGUACUGUUAGUUUUUACCUUGGAUAUAAUGCAAUGCAGGAUUUUUUUCCUACUAUGUCCAUGAAGCCAAAUCCUCAGUGUGAUGACAGAAAUUGCAGGAAGCAGCAGGAAGAAUAUAAGAAAAAGGUAGCAGCACUGCCCAAACAGGAGGCUGUUCAAGAAGAGGAAGAGAUAAUACAUGAAGACAAUGAAUGGGGUAUUGAAUUGGUAUCCGAGGUUUCAGAAGAGGAACUGAAAAAUUCUUCAGGUCCAGUUCCGGACUUACCUGAAGGAAUUACAGUGGCAUACACAAUUCCCAAAAAGCAAGAAGAUUCUGUAGCUGAGGUAACUGUGGAAGAUUCUGGUGAAAGCUUGGAAGACCUUAUGGCCAAGAUGAAGAAUAUGUAGAUAAUGGACUGACCUAUAUUUUAUUUCCUGAGUUUAAGCCUAUUUCCUUGCAAUUAAAAAAAAUCAUUUAAAAACUGACAAAGCUUAGGGCAGCAUUAAUUGAUACAUAAUCUUCACAGAAUUGUUACACUUUUUGAAAAUAGUGUUGUUUGUCGCUUUUUCCCUUCAACUAAAUCAGUAACUCCUAAAACUCCUGUUUCAUUCUAAUUAGGAAAACAAACUUAGCCACUGAAAUGCUUUGGCCUUUUGGGAGGGGUGGGAAGAAAGGACCAAUAUGAUGCUAUAUUUGUUCUCCUUUCAGUAAUCUUUUGUGGUCUGUUGCCUGAGGCCAUGGAUAAUAAAGUAGUAUGUGGUUCUCAAAUAUAGGGAAAGGACAGGAAGUACAACCAAUUGAUAGAGCUAGCAGGUAUCUACUCAUUGUAUUUAGAAUCCCUCUUUACAAGAAAAACUAUCCACUAUUAUUGGCCAACAGUGAAUUUAAAAUAAUCUAUAAAAUAAAAAAUAUCCUCUCAAAUGUUACCUAAAUACAAGCUAACAUGUAGUCAUUGGAAAAAGUUUGUAAACCUGUAUAUUCAAAACAAGACAAAGGCAAAUAAAAGUAAGCUUUCUUCAUGGAUAAGCAAAUAAAGGUACUUUCAGGAAGUACAAAUUAUAUUUCUGUAUUGACCAAGGAAAAGAAAUCCUUGCAUCUGUAGAAUACAUAUCUGGAGUCACUGCACUUUACUGAGGAGUAAGGAAUAAAUUUAGUUUAAGAUCAUCUAGAUUAUACCCAUCAUAUGGGCCACCUUCUGAGUACUUCAUUUAAAUUUGAUUUUCUAGAUAGAUAAUUGUCCUGUAUUGGCAUAAAGGAGACCUAAAUUACCACUGUAAUGACUGACAUGUAUUUAUUCACUGGAAGAGCAUCAUUUACUCUGAUCAUGACCACUAAAUUAUAAAUUGAUAAACUGGUUUUCUCUGAAGUUGCAUACAAAUAGUGAAAGCUUAGAGAGCCUAGUUAAAUUCCCAGUGGUUUGGAGACCAAUAAAAAAUAUGCAUGUGUAACCAUUAUUAGUAGGAUGUAACUAUGCUAUGCUAAUCUUCUAUUUUGAUGAUUUUUCUUUUUUUACUUUGAAGAUAUGAAUGACUAAAUUGUAUCUCUAGGGAAGAAAUAUUAGUACAAAAUGAAAAAUGCAAUUUUCACUUGUAAAAUAAAGUUCUGAUUUCAGAAAGUCCCAAAUACCAAAUAUGUUCAGUAUAUUUGCUUUGAGAUUGUAGAAUCAUAUAGUGAUUCUUCUGUUUAGAGUAAGGUCAGGAAAGUAAGGGGAUGGUAGCCUUGAAACUUAUUUAUGUUGCCUUGGUAGGUUAUUUGCCAUUAAAAGAAAAUUAGUGAAUUCAUCUGUAAAAUAGUUUUUUCUAGUUACUCAAGAUGUUUUGAAAUUCAAAAAAGAAAAAUAACCCCAUUCCUUUGGAACAUCAGGUACACUGAUUUGGGACGGCUUUGCUUGUAAUUUAAAAACUGUAUGGUUUGAUAAAGUAUAAUAGCCAGCACUCAUCUUUGUUCUGUUCUUAACAUGGCAUUGCACACUGCUGGUGUCUUACACUGUACUGUUACCUAAGUUAUCUGAUUUCUUUGUCUAAUAUUUUCCAUUAAAAAAUAGUUGAUUUUACCAGAAAGAAAUCUGGUAACAGGUAUCUUUUGCUACCUGGAGUGCUCUCUGGACAGUCUGUAUGCCAUGAAAAUGUAUAUAAUAGUCAAUAUGAGAAAUUAAUCAUCACUGAGUUUUACAUUCUAAAUAAACCUGUAGUGCUUGACCAUAUUUAGAAAUACUAUAGUUUCUAAUGUGAAAGAAGGAAACACACUCCCUAAAUUGCUGUAGCACAAAGGCUUUAAAUUACAGUAAAACAGUACGUUCAGCUUUGAACCCCUUCCGUAUUGUGAUUGGGAAGUUAAUUUAUGUACCACUUAAAUGUUUUAUGUGGUGAAAAAAAUACGUAUCCUAGGUUUCCUCACAUAAACAUACUCCUUGAAUACCUACAAACAGAGAUAACACGAAAAGGUAAUAACCAUUUAAGAAUAUUAAAGAAGCUUUGGGGCACCUGGGUGGCACAGCGGUUAAGUGUCUGCCUUCGGCUCAGGGCGUGAUCCCGGCGUUAUGGGAUCGAGCCACAUCGGGCUCCUCUGCUAUGAGCCUGCUUCUUCCUCUCCCACUCCCCCUGCUUGUGUUCCCUCUCUCGCUGGCUGUCUAUCUCUGUCAAAUAAAUAAAAUCUUUAAAAAAUUAACCCUCCAAUUGCAUUUUUCCCCACAUAUCUCUUUCUGCAAAGUAUUAAUGAAAAUUAUUACUACCAUUAUUUGGUUCCUACCAAUUUAGAUAUAAUUGAGUUGUCUGAAAGCUACCUUUUUCAUAGCAAAGGUGUGUAUCAGUGUGAACAUACUUCUGAGAACCUCAAAUACAAAGAGAUGUCUGUCCCAGCUUUUCUUUUUUUUAAGAUUUUAUUUGAGAGAGUGUGCACAUGUGUGUGCACGCACGUGUGCGAGAGAACAAGAGUGGGUUGAGGGGAAGAGGGGGAAGCAGACCCCGCUGAGCAGGGAGCCCGAUGCAGGUCUCCAUCCCAGGACUCCAAGAUCACGACCUGAGCUGAAGGCAGAUGCUUAACUGACUGAGCCACCCACGUGCCCUUAGUUUUAGUUUUUUAAGUAGACAUUUUACAUGAUAACAUUUGAGUUGGUAGUGCAAUAAGUAGUAAGAUCAAAGUAUAGCUUUUGAAAGUAUAUUUAAACUUAAAUUUCAUGAAAUAUAUGGAGUCCUCAACCUCCAACUGUAAUUUUUACCAUAAAUCACUUUGAAUACUAUUAUGUUUCCACUUAAUGUUUUUCAAGUCCAAAUUUUGUGGGAACAAAGAAUAAAUAUGCCUGUGAUUC
Messenger RNA from Ailuropoda melanoleuca (giant panda), 4558 nucleotides. It is a transcript of the gene UBA5, whose product is annotated as ubiquitin like modifier activating enzyme 5. Gene Ontology annotation, cellular component: cytosol; cytoplasm. The record is from RefSeq and is a predicted model, not a curated record. Gene Ontology annotation, molecular function: UFM1 activating enzyme activity. The transcript is spliced from 12 exons. Gene Ontology annotation, biological process: protein ufmylation. NCBI's taxonomy places the organism in Eukaryota, Metazoa, Chordata, Mammalia, Carnivora, Ursidae. Bases 444 to 1658 code for a protein of 404 amino acids.